AUGUCUCUUCCUAAACUUAAAAAAGGGGAUAAAAUAGGAGAUUAUGUUUUACAAGAUUUCCUUGGUAAUGGUAGUUUUGGAAUUGUAAAUUGUAUAAUUAUGUUAGGUUUUUAAAGCUUACUCUAAAAAAUAUGGGACUGUAGCAUUAAAAGCUAUGCUAAAAAUAAGAUUAAAAGAGCAUAACGGAUUUUUAGGAUAAUUGGUUAAUAAUGAAAGAACAGCAUUGGAAUUACUAAAAUCUGAUCAUGUAAUUAGACUACAUGAAUAUUUUGAUACAUUAGAUUAUACCGUAUUUAUUUUAGAAUAUUGUGAUGGUAAAUAUGACUAUUUAUUUUCAAAGGUGGUACUUUAGAAGAUUAUUGGAAAAAAAAUGAUUUAGUUAUCCCUUAAUUUCAAGCAUUAAUUUUCUUUAAAUAAUUGUUGAAAGGUAUGAAGGCUUUACAUAAAUAAAAAAUUAUUCAUAGAGAUUUAAAAAUGGCUAAUAUAUUAUUACAUGGAGAAAUAUUAAAAAUAGCUGAUCUUGGUUUCUGCCAUUUAUUAUAAGAUUAAGUCUAUAUUAUUUUAUAUCUAUUAGGAUGGAUUGGCUGUUGGUAAUUUAGGUUCAAAUGGAACUAUGGCACCAGAAACUAUAGAAGGAAAACCAUAUGGUUUACAAGCAGAUAUGUUUGCAGUAGGAGUAAUUUUAUAUCAAAUGAUAUUUUCUUAAUUUCCUUUUAAUUCUUUUGAUAAAACGACAUUCCUUAAAGCAGUUAAAGAACAAAGUACAAUAAAGAAAAUUUUUAAUAUUAGAUCCUCCAAAAUUUAAGUUAAAGUCUAAAGUAAUUGUUGACAAAAACAUAUGUGAUUUAUUAUCAAAUAUGCUUAAAUAUGAUCCAAAAUAGCGAUUAAAAUGGAGUGAUUUAUUUAGUAAUUCAAUUUUUAUGGGAUAAAGUUCAAGUAUAUAUUUUAUAUUAAGUUAAGUGAGCAUAAUUAAAGAUCAUACUUAAUAUUUGACUGAUAUCGAUCCACAUAAAAGCAAAUUAUUUUAUUAAAAAGCAGAAGCAAAUGAAAAACAAUAUGAAACCUUGAAUCCAAUAAAUGAUGAAUAACUUUAAAACGAAAUACAUAAAACUAAUGAUAAAUUUUAGGAAUUACUAAAUUAAUCAAAAAAAAAUUCCAAAAAAUCAAAAAUUAAUAAUUUAAAUCAAUAAACUAAUCAUUAAUUAAAUGAUAAAUAUUUACAAUCUGAUAUUCUGCAUUAAGAAGAACACAAAAUAGAUUAAGAAGAAACAGAAAUUAUCAAUAAAUAUAUCAAAGCUAAAUAACCUAUAAGUUAUUUAAGUAUAAUUUAUAAUGAUAUGAAAUAAUUUCAACAUAAAAAAAUCUUUGAUUGCAUAUUUGUUAGCUACAUUUUAAUAAAGCAAAUAUAUUUCUCACAUUAUAGAUUAAGGGCUUAAAUUAAAGAAAAUAAAUUAUAUUCUUAAUUGAUUAAAAAAUAAACUUUUAAAACCUUCAUGAGGGAAUUUGAAGAGGAAAAUGAAUUACUUUCUACACACUUAGCAAUAGAAUUUUAGACUGUUUAGUAUUGAUUAUAUCUAAAUUAGAGCUAAUUUUAAAAAUCUUGAAAAGUAUCUUAGUCCCAAUUGGAUUUGUGAAGUGUAUGAACUUUCUUAAACUGAAAAAUUUUAAGAAAUUUAUAAAGAAGUAUUAAGAAACUAUUUUAAUAUUAUUGCAAAAGAAGAACUAUAAAAAGAAGGGAAGCCUAAUCCUGAACGUUUAAGAUAUAUUGCACUUGUGACCAAUAUCUUAGAUUACUAAGAAUUAAUUUAAAUUAAUGAUAUUGAUAAAGGAAUAGCUGGAAUAAAAAUGAGGGAGAUAAAUGAAUUAAUUAAAUUCAUUUAACAUUCUAUUAAAUGA
Molecule: messenger RNA, 1896 nt
Organism: Paramecium primaurelia
Lineage: Eukaryota; Ciliophora; Oligohymenophorea; Peniculida; Parameciidae
Source: the annotation of a GenBank genome assembly